AUGUUCUCUCUCCUCUCCCGCCAUACCUCUGCCUUUGGCGUUGCGUCGGCUUCGGGCACUGCCGCUCGUGCAGCCCUUGCCGCGGUGCGAUCGGCCUCGGCAGCUGCAGCAGCGCACAUGCCGCCGUCGGCGACGGGCGAGGCGUCUGUGGACAACACGGCGCCGUUCGCCACCUGCGCCCCGGCUGGAAUGCAGGGUAACAUGCGGUUUGUGCUCUGUAACCCGCGCGAGGUCAACUCGAACUCGCGCUCCUCCUACGUCCGCUCUAUGGUCGGUUGUGCUCCCGGCUCGGUAAUGGCGUCAUCGCCCUGUUUUACUGCCGCCUCUCGCGGCCUGGCCACCGCCGCAAACGCGCAAGCUAUCGCCGCUAGCGCCACCCCGGCCCGACGCUCGUCGUCCACCCCAACCGCAGGCGCGCCUCCGGAGCUCGUCCAUACCGAGCGCAGUGACGCCAAUGCCGGCGCCACCUCGUUCGGAUCCAUGGAGGUCGAGUACAUGUCGUCGUGGAAGGAGAACCUCGAGGGCGAGAGCCGCAUCGCCGUCGCGCCCACUCCCACCUCGGACUGGUGGUGGACCGGCAAGGCGCCGGUGGCCGGCACGCCCGGUGUCGGUCCCGACGGGCUCGUCACCUCGCUCCCGCUGGUCGACUACACCACGGCCUCGCGCCAGGAGCUGCUCGACUACUUUGACAACACCUGGCUCCUCACCGAGGUCCUCUUCUCGUCGCUGGCUUCGGAGGAGGCUUUCUACCGCCCGCCGUGGCACGACCUUCGCCACCCGCUCAUCUUUUACUAUGGCCACCCGGCGGCGCUGUACGUGAACAAGUUCCGGGUCGCCGGCCUCGCCCGCGAUCCGAUCUCGCCAUUCUACGAGAAGAUCUUUGAGACCGGCGUCGACGAGAUGUCGUGGGACGACAUGCAUAAGAACGUCAUGCGCUGGCCGUCGGUGGCCAACACUCUCGACUACCGCAAGCGCGUCUACGAGCUUGUUGCAGAGACCAUCGUCUCCUCGCCCCACUUUGACUCGCUCGCCGAGGCCGGGCCGGCCUCGCCGUUCUGGGCCGUCGUCAUGGGCUUUGAGCACGAGCGCAUCCACCUCGAGACCUCGUCGGUUCUCAUCCGCGAGCUCCCGCUCUCGCUCGUCCGCCGCCCGCUCACCUGGCCUGUCGACCACCCGUCCGCCACCCAGGCUCAACCGACCGCCAAUCCGGUCGCUGGCGUCGACUUCCCGACCAACGAGUUUGUCUCCAUCAAGCCGGACGGCCCGGUUGUCCUCGGUCGGCCGGACUCGCACUCUGGCUUCUCGUGGGACAACGAGUUUGGCUCAAAGUCCAUCGACGUCGCAGACUUUGACGUCGCCAAGCACCUCGUCACCAACGGCGAGUUCCUCGACUUUGUUCGCUCAAACGGCUACCUCGAGCAAAAGUACUGGUCGCCCGAUGGCUGGGCCUGGCGGACCUUCCGCAACGCAAAGUGGCCCACCUUCUGGCGCCCCUUUGGCCCCGCCGGUCUCCACGAGUACCGCCUCCGCGCCGUCUUUGACGAAAUCGACAUGCCCUGGGCCUGGCCCGCAGACCUCAACUACUACGAGGUCGAGGCCUACGCCAACUACAUCGCCGCAGCCACCGGCAAGCCCACCCGUGCUAUCACAGAGCCCGAGCACGCCGUCCUCCGCACAGGCCUCCCCGACGCCUCCGACUUUGUCCUCAACCCGGUCGCCGGUGCCACCGCCUCGUCCGAGCCCGACGCCGUCGCCGCCUCGCCCAACCUCAACCUUGUCUGGGGCUCGCACACUCCCGUCGACGCCGCUCCGCCGUCGGCCCACGGCGUCCGCGACGUCAUGGGCAAUGUCUGGCAGUGGUGCUACGACCACUUUGCCCCGCUCCCGGGCUUCCAGCCGCACGACGUCUACCCCGACUUUUCCAUGCCGUGCUUUGACGGCAAGCACAACGUUAUCAUGGGCGGCUCGUUUGCCGCCACGGGCAACGAGGCCUCGCGCCACGCUCGCUUCCACUUCCGCCCACACUUUUACCAGCACGCCGGCGCCCGUCUCGUCCAGCCGGCCCACCCCACCGCUGAGCCGGUCACUUCCUGCGCCGGCUGUGAGGGGCCCUUUGUCGGCGCCACCUCGCCCUACCGCGUCCCGCCGCCGACCACCGUGACCGGCGCCGCCGCCGCUGCUGCCUCCGCUGGCUCCGCUCCGCCUGCUGCUGCUUCCGCCGCUCCGCCGCGUGUCGCCGUCGGCUCCACCGCUGGCAUCGUCGACAAGUACGAGGACCAGAUCGUGCUUGACCAGUACCUCAACAUGCACUACGGAACCCAGGACGACUUUCCGGCUUACAUCGACGCCGGUACCCUGCAGUUCCCCCAGCGCUGUGCGGCGCUGGUCGAGGGCCACACGCUCGCCUCCAACCCGCGGGCCCGUGCCCUUGACAUUGGCUGCGCCGUCGGCGCCUCGGCCUUUGAGCUCGCCCGGACCUUCAACUCGGUCACUGCCCUCGAUAUUUCACACGCCUUUGUUGAAGCUGCCAAGUACAUGCAGGAGCACAAGGCGCUGGAGUACAAGGUCCGCCGCGAGGGCGGUGUCUUUGACUCGUACGUCGCCCGCGUCGAUAACUCGGUCGACGUCUCGCGCGUCGACUUUGCUGUCGGCGACGCCACUGCGCUCGACCCCGCCACCCUCGGUACUUUUGACGGCGUCCUCAUCGGCAACGUGCUCUGCCGCCUCCCCGACCCGUACCUCCUCAUCGACGUCCUCCCCGAGCUCGUCAACCCAGACGGCACCCUGGUCAUCACCUCGCCCUUCUCGUGGCUCCCGCAGUUUACGCCCGAGUCCAAGUGGCUCUCCGCCGCCAACGGCUCGUCGGCCAAGGCUCUCACCGAUGCCCUUGACUCCUCGUUUGAGCUCGUCUCGUCAGGUGACAUCCCCUUUGUCAUUCGCGAGCACAUCCGCAAGUACGAGUUUGUCGCCGCCCACCUCGGCAUCUGGCGCCGCAAGUAGCCGCCUUCUCCGCACCGGCAGCCAAUGCGCAUCAAACACAUCCUUCAACUCGCAAACUACGGCUUGAGCUGCUCACGUGCCA
Messenger RNA from Thecamonas trahens ATCC 50062, 3082 nucleotides. Its product is annotated as generic methyltransferase. Bases 1 to 3000 code for a protein of 999 amino acids. Lineage: Eukaryota; Apusomonadida; Apusomonadidae. The transcript has a single exon. The record is from RefSeq and is a predicted model, not a curated record. Gene Ontology annotation, molecular function: S-adenosylmethionine-dependent methyltransferase activity.